CAUCGUAAUUUUCUAUUCGGCGACCGACACUGGUCGCAAUCGUUUGUUGCUAUCUUUAACGAGACUUUGACGUUCGCUUACGGAAAGGUGGCCGGAUCAGUCGACUUUGCAUCUAGUAUUUCGUACUUUAGUUCGAUACAGGCGACCUUCGAAGAUCACUCGAAGGUGGACUUGUAUCCUGUAGAAAUCGUUCCUUUGUUCCGCGUAAGGUAAAGAGCCUUUGUCCGUCGAGAUGCCUAUUUGCAAGUGCGAGGACCGCCUAAACGGAAAGGACCACACGUGCCAGACGAGGCCUUCCGUCGAAAAUACCGAAUGCGGGGAAGAGACCAAGGUGUACGAUGAAGCGGUUAGAUACAGAGAUGGAUCCGUACGGCUUCGAAAUCCAAACAUCGAGCUCAUGGAUCAAGAUAUUCUGUAUCAUCUUGCCCUAGGCAGCGGUUCCAACGAUCUCGUGGAGAUGUUCGGCGACGUAAAGUUCGUGUGCAUGGGUGGAACCCCAAAACGGAUGGAACAAUUCGCUUAUUACAUUAUGAAGGAAAUAGGUCACAAGCUUCCAGCUGGAACGACGCUUCUUGACAUUAGCCGGUAUUCGUACCGGUACUCUAUGUAUAAGGUCGGGCCUGUACUUUCCAUUAGUCAUGGAAUGGGCAUCCCGUCGGUUGGAAUUCUCCUCCACGAGAUGAUCAAGCUGAUGUAUCACGCGAAAGUGAAGGAUCCGAUAUUCUUUAGGAUCGGUACUUGCGGUGGAAUCGGCAUCGAGGGCGGUACAGUUGUAAUUUCCGAAGAAACGGUCGAUGGAAUGCUGAAACCCUACUUGGAACUGUCUGUGCUCGGGAAAAUGGUGAGAAGGCCAGCCAAGCUCGACCGGCAAUUGACUCACGAUCUGAAGGCUUUAGCCCACCGCGACGAUCCUUACGACACCGUGGUCGGCAAAACUAUGUGUACUUACGACUUCUACGAAGGACAAGGUCGACUGGAUGGCGCGUUUUGCGAGUUCUCGGAGAACGACAAAAUGGAGUACUUGACCAAGCUACACAAAAGCGGGAUAGUAAAUAUAGAAAUGGAAAGUCUCUCGUUCGCAGCUCUCACCCAUCAUGCUGGCAUCCAAUCCGCUGUCGUCUGCGUGUCAUUGCUCGAUAGAUUGAAGGGCGAUCAGGUGUUGGCACCGAAGGAAGUCCUGGACGAGUGGCAAAUAAGACCGCAACAAUUGGUCUCCCGUUACAUAACGAGAUACCUUCAACGAAAAGGCCGCCUCUCCCUCGAAGGUCAUGGAUCGAUGUACGUCAAGAAUCCACGUCGGUUCAAACUGGUGCAACAAGAAUCGGAAAACUACGAUUAAAUUUACGUCGCGCCGAGUAAAAGUUUUGCAAAGAGGCCCCUACUUUUGCAUGUAUGAAAAAAAAAGAUGAUUCUUUUCGAAGAGGUUACAUGCAAACGAUAUAAAGUACGUUAAAAAGUACAUGCUUGUGCUUUAUACGCGAAGAAAUAUAUAAUUUGGAAUGUAACGCGGAGGUCUUAAUUGUUGUUUUGGUAUAGUAGAUGAAAUGCUUUACAAUGUAUUUGUUUUACAAACUUUCGAGGCUAUAUACUUACGUCAGUAUUUGAAACGUUCAAGUUUUUGUUAAGUUUUAUAACAAUUGCGAGAAAGAAGCUCAGAGAAUCACAAACCUCAUCAGUUCUACCAUCGCAAUGUGGUAAUUAAGUACAAAGCAAUCAAGGUAUUCGAACUAUACAUCGCCCAGGCUAUGAGAAUCAUAUUUAACGACCAUACUUGGCCACAUAUCUAUUGUCCGUGGAUUUCUGGAAAUUCUUAUUUUAAACGGUGAUUAUAGUUAUAUGCGAAGCGUUCGUAUAUUCUUCGACCAAGGAAACCCCAAUUAUUUAAAAUAUGAAAAUAUCGUGACGAUUUUAAAAACUUUUGAGUGUGGAGUGUUCUGCGAUGUAUCUAUGAAUAAUUUAUUGUAGGCCUGGGUUGCUCGCGGUUCAUUUUAAUUUUUAUGAAAUCAAUAUAUCAUUGAAUUUCGUUUCAGGAAUGUAUAAAGUACUUAUUCAAUAAUAUUAACAUUCUAUGUAUUAGUGAAGACGAGUAGUAUUUAGUAGUACAUUCUAAAUAGUUUAGGUAAUAAUGUAUGCUUUUGUUUAGCCUUCGUUUGUGGUGUGAUUGAGACUCGUAUACAUGUAUAUCAUAUUAUACUGCAAAAUUCGUGCGAUGGACACGUCAUAUCUAAAAUUGAGAUUGGAUUAGGAAUUUGAAAAAUAACAUAGCGAAGUGAUGUGGUAUUUACUUCCGUCUUAAACAUUCCAUUGCCCUAAAACUUUGUUCUUAAAUAGCGAACUUGAAAAAUAAGUAGAACCAAUGAAAUUAAUUCCUUAAUCCUGUCUCAACGUUACAACACAGUACAGUUUUGUGGCCGAUGAAAUUAUUAAAAUUAUUGGCCAUAAACCCAGUUGCGAUUUCCUUUCCACGAAGAAACCAAAACUGGACGUGAUACUUUGUAAGAAAUUAAAGUAGAGAAGUUAAAGUAGUUAACGUUAUUAAGCGGUUUUGGGCUUUAUUCGUAAGGAUUCCAUGUUAUAUAUAUAUUUUUAAACCGUGUGUUUUUGUAUCUUAAUACAGUUUGUUGGUUAAAUUAUAUGUCGACUCUUGUUGCGGAAUAAAGGUAAGAAAUCGAUUAAACUAACAAUUAUUGGAUAUCUAAGUAUUACUUUAAGCACAAUCCUAUAGAAUAUUAUUCCAUUAGCGUUUCUUGCUUCUGACAACAAUCUUACUUAUUUUCUGAGAACAAGAGUUUAUCAUAACAUUAUAAUAAUGUUGUACGACUUUUAUUGAUUACGUAGGUAUUAAAUAUUAUUAUUUCGCAAAUAAGUAGACAAAGUUGGAUCGUAACACUGUCCGACAAAUUGAAAUUUCUUUUUUCUUUAUUUUUUGGUUUUCAAUAACCAUUGGGUGAUUCUCCACUUGACUAUUACAAAAAAUAUCAAAUAUUAUGUAUUUACACAAAGUUAUACAUAACUUUGGCCCUGCUGGAGUGUGGACGGUUUCUUCUUCAGAAAUGUUUACAAAAUCCAAAAUUAGACAAAGUUUUCUAGAUAAAAAUACAAAAAUAAUGCGGAGGAACUACUCUUUCAAAUUUUAAUAUUAAUUUAUAAACAAAACAAUUAAUAAAUUGUAUACCACUAUAUUUGGAAAACUUACCUCUAUCUUUUAAGACUAAUUAGAACCGUCCUGCCAGUUUUUACUUUCCAUGUGAUAACUCAUUUUUGUCAAAAAUUCUGAGUUUUUCGAAAACUGGGAGUAAUACAGCAAUUUUUGUUUGGGAGACUCUUGAAGAUCACCCAGUAGUUAUUGAAAGGCAAAAUACGCGUUGGACAGCGUAAUGAUUACUCGUACCAUUUAAAGCAAUGGAACAGCAAACAUAAGGCAUUAAAUACAUUCUGUAAAUGUGUUCAAAGAAAGAAAAAAAAAAUUGUAUACUGCUCUAACGAUUAUGCCACACGCAUAUAUGUUGAAAUGUUUGACAAACGUUCAUUUUACACUCUUGCUAUUUAAUAUUUCGAAAAAUACAAAAUAACGAACGGUGCAUGUAUCGAUCAUAGUGCUUGUUUUCGCGCCAAUUUGUUAACGGUCUCGCCAAAGAAAGAUCCGAUCUUUCCACGUCGAUAAUUAUUAGUAACGAUCCAGCGGAACCGUAAUAAUAUGAAAAAUGAUCGUACGUUGCUCGCGAAGGUAUUUUUCUGCUGAAAUGAUAUCACAUGCUUGUAUAUCGAUGUUCAACAUAUGACAUAUUUAUCACGCGGAACGCACAAUUGCCUGUUUAAUGUUUAUUAUAUAACUUUGCAUAAAAGUUCAUGGUAACUGUUAAACGUUGUUGGUGUUACAAUCAUAGUUCAGCCUUGAAGUUCCGCGCGACGGUUCUUCGGUAUGUUAAUUAUAUUUUUGUGACAACCAGUUCCCGUGUUGUACUGUGUUUAGUAUAGUGUAGCCAGGCAUGCCCGAACCAGGUACCAGAGAGAGACAAAAUUCUUAUCCGAAUAAAUACUUUUUCCAAAUAGCAAAUAAAAGAUAGACAGCUUUUAAUCUUUUACGGGUUAUAUAAAAUGAAAUUGCUUCAUUGUAUAACUGUUCGAUCGAAUAAACGUUGCAAAUGAAUCGGUAUAACAGUUUUCUUGUCUAUUAAAUUUUGUCUGUCUGUGAUGCACGCUCAAUGUGUACGUAUUUUAGGAGAAAUGUUUGACGGAAGAAACUCGCGACAUCGUUGAUUUUCUCGGGCAUGCCUGAUGUAGCUAGUAUUAUUAUACAAUUGUACGAUACAUCUUCAUCGAAGUUGUUGAAAGCCAAGAGUAAAAUUACCUCCGUACAUUUACAUUCUCUUUAAAGGAAGAACAGUAGAACUUGAAAUCGAGUCUAUUUAAAAAAUCUGCUCCGAAUCAGCUGUACCUCUUAAAUAACGAUUAAACCAACUAAAUUUAAUUCAGAUAAAAUGUUAACUUAUAACCCAGGCGUAAAAGGUGGACUCAGAGGGAGUAAAGAAGGAGUAAAGUUUACUGCAUAUUAACGUUCCAACUAUCUGGAGUCGAUUUCAAUCUUCUGAGAAAUGCCUAAACUAUACAGAUACGUAAUUUAAGAAUAAUAGAACUUACGAGGUUCAAAUUAUCUUUACAUUCGAUAGCGCAAACCAAGUGAUUUAAGAAAAAGAAUGCGUACGUUCUCUUGUUUUAUGGGUAUAGGUUAUGUAUGCGUAAUUGUUUCAUGCAGCAAAAUUAGAUCGAUUACACCGUAACUCUAAAAGAAACCGAUUGGAUUGAUCGAGUAGUUUUGAAACGAGCAUUUUCGAUUUACCUGUUUCCGAGUUAAUAGAUAAGCGAUUCAAUUUACGGCGUUAAUCUUACAUUUUUAUUUUCUAUAAACAACGACAUAUCUGUGAUGCGUAUUAAGAAAUUACGAGAAGUAUUACAAGGAGUACCAAAUGUUAUUAUAUAUACAUGUAUUAAAUUUGAAUGGCUCUUCUCGGUCAUAUACAUAUACAUAGAUACAUGCCUACGUCGACGCGUCGUCGAUAAUUAUCAUCUAUUUAUUAAUAUCCAACUAUUCUGUGAAAUUCGUCACCGUUAAUCUAUAUCUUUUAAAUUAUCCAAUUACUAUCUAACCAAUGGAACAUCAUCGAGAAGAAAUGUUUAGCGAAUGUUCACUACUAUUAUUCAACUAACGCUGUACUCUCACUGUGAAACCCAUUUAUUUAUAUGCAACACUAUUUAUGGAAUACAUAAUCUGACUCUUCAGAAUUAUG
Colletes gigas is the source of this 5288-nucleotide messenger RNA. Its product is annotated as uridine phosphorylase 1. The record is from RefSeq and is a predicted model, not a curated record. Lineage: Eukaryota; Metazoa; Arthropoda; Insecta; Hymenoptera; Colletidae. Gene Ontology annotation, molecular function: uridine phosphorylase activity. The coding region runs from base 233 to 1339 and encodes 368 amino acids. Gene Ontology annotation, cellular component: cytoplasm; cytosol. The transcript has 6 exons. Gene Ontology annotation, biological process: uridine catabolic process; nucleotide catabolic process.